Messenger RNA from Pestalotiopsis fici W106-1, 2124 nucleotides. RefSeq lists its product as uncharacterized. Lineage: Eukaryota; Fungi; Ascomycota; Sordariomycetes; Amphisphaeriales; Sporocadaceae. The coding region runs from base 1 to 2124 and encodes 707 amino acids. Gene Ontology annotation, molecular function: DNA-binding transcription factor activity, RNA polymerase II-specific; zinc ion binding; DNA binding. The record is from RefSeq and is a predicted model, not a curated record. Gene Ontology annotation, biological process: regulation of DNA-templated transcription; DNA-templated transcription. The transcript is spliced from 4 exons.
AUGGCUCCAUCUAAUCAGACUUCAAACCGAGCACCGUCGCAACUUAGCUGCGAGCUCUGCCGCGACCGGAAGAUCAAAUGCGACAAACAACAGCCAUGUUCCCAUUGCCGGACGGCGGGCGUGGCUUGUGUUGCCGUGCACCGCCUUCGACUGCCCAGGGGGCGACACGCAGCGCGGAUCCGCAAUGCAGCUGCGUUGCCAUCGCCGGCAUCCUCGCCGGGGAACGGAGAGGUUCAUCAUACUGACGAGACGCACGAAGAGCUCAAAGCUAGGAUACGAAGGCUGGAAAGGUUGGUCCAGAGCAUGAGCGGAUCUCGUACCACGUUACCAUCAACACAGCCCACCGUAUCUGAUGGACCUAGGAGCCAGGAAGGGCCAGAUGAGUUUUGGCAAGAUCUAGUUCAAGAGGUGGAGCAGUUGCGAGAUAUAGUAUCAUUAAAUCCUGGAGAAGCUGACAACGAAAUCGCUCAAGCCUCAGAUCACACACAAUCUCGAAACCCGGAUGGUGGGCUUGUGGCUCUUGGAAUUGCAACGAGUACUCCUUCACUGGGUCGACUGCUUCCCUUGCACCUUGACAAGGAUGCUUCUGCCAAACUAUGCGAAGUUUAUCUGCGCCAAGUAGACCCGAUUAUCAAGAUACUUCAUCGAUCAUCACUGGCUAAUUGGAUGAUGCAUGGGCAAGACUACCUGAAAUACCCUAGGAGACAUCCAUCGACGGAUGCACUCGGCGCGUCAGUAUGCUACUUGGCCAUUAGCAGCAUGGCAGAGACCAAAUGUGCAGAAAUGCUUAAUGUGGAGAAAGAGAAGCUCAUGAGUAACUGCCGUCGGGAGUGCGAGGUUGCUUUUGAAAAGUCGGGGCUCUUGACCACUCGGGAUAUCACUGUCCUUCAAGCUUUCAUUUUAUAUCUGGUUGCGCGGGGCGUAGGAGAACGUUCCCGAGCCGUUUGGACCUUGUUGGCUACAGCCGUUAGAAUCGCUCAAGGGCUUCGCUUACACCUGAAUUUCUCGAGCAGUACAUCUGUAUCAUUUUUCGAACAACAAAUGCGAAAACGCUUAUGGCUCACCAUAUGUUUGAUGGACUUUCAAAAUGCCCUUGCCCAAGCAUCGAAGCCAAUUGUUCCACUAGAGGAAAUAACGCCUUCUUUGCCGUUUAUUAGGCAUAUCAACGAUGCUGACUUUGGUACAAAUACACAUGGGCCUGUUUCAGACAGAGAAGGUAUCACCGACAUCAGUUAUGCGCUGGUCAAAUUCCAUUUGCUGGUCUUUGGACGGCGGAUGGGCGAUGGAAGCAAUAAUGCCCCAUCGUCUUCUGUAGGUAUCCGACUUGACUGGGAAGUGGCACAACAGCACGUUCAGGAAUUUGAGCAAAGCGCCCUCAAGCUGUUGCAUUUCUGUGACCCCGAGUCCUCGUCAUAUGCUUGGUUCGUCUGGCAUGGUACACAACUAUUCGUAGCGGGUGCUCGCCUGUCUGCCCUUCGUCCACUCUACCGCGCCGAGGCCACCAGGCAGCCUGCUCCGCCUCGCGCCAAGGACAAUACGGAAGUCUUGCAGCAGACUGUCAAGGCUUUGGAGAAGAUGGAGCUCAUGCAUACCGAUUCACGCGGCGAGAACUACCGCUGGAUGGUCUCUAUACAAUGGCACAUUCUAGCCGUCGCCAUUGCAGAGUGCUAUGUGUGCCCUGAUCAGGCUCUGGUCUGUCAUGCGUGGACACUCAUCAAAUCGCUGUACCAAAGAUACGAAAGACUUAUUAUGCGAAACAGCGGCCAGCCAUUGAAAGGUCCCUUGGGUAAACUCAUGCGUCGAACGCGCGAGAAGCUCGAGGGCUUGUUAGUGGCAGAUACCCCACGAAGCGCUACAGACCCAAGAGACUAUGAUGAUCGCAAUCAAGCGAUACCUACAAAUUUGCCAUUACAAGCAUUCAAUAUGGUCGAAACUCAAUUGGAACAGUCCGGACCAGUGUAUCCUUCACCAGAAGAAACCUCGUUGUUUGGAGAACAGGUCACAUCAGCUCCCACAACGGACUGUGCACCCAAUAGUCCAUGGGAUCAAUCUUGGAAGAUGUGGGAUGAGUUUAUGAUUGAUAUGUCAUUCGAUGACCUUGACGGUGCAAAUUCAUUUUUCUAG